This is a messenger RNA of Acanthamoeba castellanii str. Neff, 438 nucleotides long. RefSeq lists its product as uncharacterized. The coding region runs from base 1 to 438 and encodes 145 amino acids. Lineage: Eukaryota; Discosea; Longamoebia; Acanthamoebidae. The transcript has 2 exons. The record is from RefSeq and is a predicted model, not a curated record.
AUGGGUGGUCUUGUGAGCCAGUUCUGCAGACCCAGUCCCUACAAUGCACAGAUAGGCACACUUGACCUCACUAACUCCAUGGCUAACCAGGUGUUGGAGGCAGUUGCUGUGAGCAAGCUCUGUGUGCACAAGAAGUGCGUGGUGUGGGUGGCAUGCAAUCUCUUCCUCCUCUUGGCCAAUGAGCGCAUCAAGACCACCCUGGCUGGCAACUGGCACCUUGGCCAAAACAAGAUGGCCUGGAGCAAGGACUGUGGCUAUGUGGUUGUAUUUGUCAGCCUGGACCACCUGUCCAUCCAGUACUAUGGCAACAAUGGUGACUGCCUUGUGCAUGCCCUUCCUGAGAUCUUGAUGGACAUGAGGGAAGAGUUCUACUAUGAGGUGGUGCUUGAGAGUGACAGUGGAAGCGGGCGUAGGCUUGUGCCCUGCGGGCUCAGGUGA